CCACCUUCUCCCGCCAUGAGCCAGGGAAGUCCGGGGGACUGGGUCCCCCUCGAUCCCACCCCCGGACCCCCAGCCCCCCCCAACCCCUUCGUACAUGAAUUACAUCUCUCCCGCCUCCAGAGGGUUAAGUUCUGCCUCCUGGGGGCACUGCUGGCCCCCAUCCGAGUGCUUCUGGCCUUUAUCGUCCUCUUUCUCCUCUGGCCCUUUGCCUGGCUGCAAGUGGCCGGACUUAGUGAGGAGCAGCUUCAGGAGCCAAUUACAGGAUGGAGGAAGACUGUGUGCCACAAUGGGGUGCUGGGCCUGAGCCGCCUGCUCUUUUUCCUGCUGGGCUUCCUUCGGAUUCGCGUUCGGGGCCAGCGAGCGUCUCGCCUUCAAGCCCCUGUCCUUGUUGCUGCCCCACACUCCACUUUCUUUGACCCCAUUGUUCUGCUGCCCUGUGACUUACCCAAAGUUGUAUCCCGAGCUGAGAACCUUUCCGUUCCUGUCAUUGGAGCCCUGCUUCGAUUCAACCAAGCCAUCCUAGUAUCCCGGCAUGACCCGGCUUCUCGUCGAAGAGUGGUGGAGGAGGUCCGAAGGCGGGCCACCUCAGGGGGCAAGUGGCCACAGGUGCUAUUCUUUCCAGAAGGCACUUGUUCCAACAAGAAGGCUUUGCUUAAGUUCAAACCAGGAGCCUUCAUCGCAGGAGUGCCUGUGCAGCCUGUCCUCAUCCGCUACCCCAACAGUCUGGACACCACCAGCUGGGCAUGGAGGGGUCCUGGAGUACUCAAAGUCCUCUGGCUCACAGCCUCUCAGCCCUGCAGCAUUGUGGAUGUGGAGUUCCUUCCUGUGUAUCACCCCAGUCCUGAGGAGAGCAAGGACCCCACCCUGUAUGCCAACAACGUUCAGAGGGUCAUGGCACAGGCUCUGGGCAUUCCAGCCACCGAAUGUGAGUUUGUAGGGAGCUUACCUGUGAUUGUGGUGGGACGGCUGAAGGUGGCGUUGGAGCCACAGCUCUGGGAACUGGGAAAAGUGCUUCAGAAGACUGGGCUGUCCCCUGGCUAUGUGGACAUUGGGGCAGAGCCAGGCCGGAGUCGAAUGAUCAGCCAGGAAGAGUUUGCCAGGCAGCUACAGCUCUCUGAUCCUCAGACGGUGGCUGGUGCCUUUGGCUACUUCCAGCAGGAUACCCAGGGUUUGGUGGACUUCCGAGAUGUGGCCCUUGCAUUAGCAGCUCUGGAUGGGGGCAGGAGCCUGGAAGAGCUGACUCGUCUGGCCUUUGAGCUCUUUGCUGAAGAGCAAGCCGAGGGACCCAAACGCCUGCUGUACAAAGACGGCUUCAGCACCAUCCUGCACCUGCUGCUGGGUUCACCCCGCCCUGCUGCCACAGCUUUGCAUGCUGAGCUCUGCCAGGCAGGAUCCAGCCAAGGCCUCUCCCUCUGUCAGUUCCAGAACUUCUCCCUCCAUGACCCACUCUAUGGGAAGCUCUUCAGCACCUACCUGCGCCCCCCACACACCUCUCGAGGCACCUCCCAGACACCAAAUGCCUCAUCCCCAGGCAGCCCCACUGCCCUGGCCAACGGGACUGUGCAAGCACCCAAGCAGAAGGGAGACUGAGUGCCUCAGCCUCUCACCCCCUCCUCCGCAGGGCAGCGCCAGGGGCCUCCUCUAGGCCUCAGCCCCAUCUCUGCUCCUGUUUGAAUUUUGUUAUUGUUGUUUGGUUUUUUUUGUUUUUUUUAUGUUGAUUUAAUUUUUUGUUUGGUUGAUUUUUUUGUAAGAAACUAUUUUAUAUAUAAAUAUAAAUCUAUAUCUAUAUCUAUUAAAAAAAAUGAAGUCCAGUCA
This is a messenger RNA of Sapajus apella (tufted capuchin), 1815 nucleotides long. It is a transcript of the gene LPCAT4, whose product is annotated as lysophosphatidylcholine acyltransferase 4. The record is from RefSeq and is a predicted model, not a curated record. NCBI's taxonomy places the organism in Eukaryota, Metazoa, Chordata, Mammalia, Primates, Cebidae. Gene Ontology annotation, biological process: phosphatidylcholine acyl-chain remodeling. Gene Ontology annotation, cellular component: endoplasmic reticulum. Gene Ontology annotation, molecular function: 1-acylglycerophosphocholine O-acyltransferase activity.